Messenger RNA from Annulohypoxylon truncatum, 2079 nucleotides. RefSeq names its product Metallo-dependent phosphatase. The coding region runs from base 715 to 1968 and encodes 417 amino acids. The transcript has 2 exons. The record is from RefSeq and is a predicted model, not a curated record. Gene Ontology annotation, molecular function: hydrolase activity, acting on ester bonds. Lineage: Eukaryota; Fungi; Ascomycota; Sordariomycetes; Xylariales; Hypoxylaceae. Gene Ontology annotation, cellular component: cytoplasm.
GUGAUGAGUCGAGUAUUCUAGGUGGGUCCCGGUCCUAUGUGUGUUACACAGGUAUGAGAUAAAGGGUUAUCUUAACUCUUUAUCAACCCCUAUUCUCUCUUUGUUUAUAACAUGCAACUCUUGAAGACUCGCUACCUUUUACACGACAUUAUUGUCUUAUAGUUUGAUUAGUUGUUGCCGACAUAAUCUAUUAUCCAUGCACUCAAAUAUCGCAGAGCAAAACUUAGAAUGUUGAGACAUACUGCACCAUGUGAGGUAACUACCAUCAUGUGUCUUGCCAGGAUGCCUUGAUGUUGGAUUCCAAGGUUACUGCAACCAGAGCCAGACAUCAAUAUCACCUACUCAACUCGGCUCUAGGUACUUAGGAUCGCCAGCCAAUUGAAGGUCGUCGCUGCGGCACACUGCGGGGUUUUGAGUCCGACUCGCUAAAAUUUAUCAUUUAGACAUGGAAAAGGGGGCAGGCGAAAACUCAGACGCCCGACCACGUUGGGGAUCCGAACAUACUUUUUCAUUUACUUCUCGGCGCACACCUAAAAAACGUGAACGCGAUAUGUGACCACGCAUUGCAACCCUCUGUCGCGCCAACAGCCUGUCUUCACGGUAUGGAUCAGGUAUAUAUAGGUCGCUAUCCCACAGCGAGUAGGAUUCCGGCGCAUUUGGCUUUCGGACCAUCGAAGUAAGUAGGUUAUCUUGGAACUAUCGAUUCGGGCUGCCAUGUUUCCCCUUAUUUUGAUGGUGAUGGCAUCUGCUGUCCCGAUGCUCGAAGCAAAACCCUUCGCUAAGAAGAUUACCAACAGUACGAAAGCUGCUUUUGGGCCCCUCACUUUCAAGGGUGACGGCACGUUUCAAAUAGCAGUGUUCGAAGACUUGCAUUUUGGAGAAAAUGCAUGGGACCAAUGGGGCCCACAGCAGGAUAUCAACUCCGUCAAAGUUAUCAAUGAAAUCCUUGAGGCAGAAUCUCCUGGGCUUGUUGUCCUAAACGGUGAUUUGAUUACUGGUGAAAACACCUUUUUGGAGAACAGCACGACCUACGUCGAUCAGAUCGUUGGGCCGCUCGUAAAUAGGGGUCUCACAUGGGCGUCAACGUACGGCAACCAUGACUACGACUUCAACAUCUCCGGCAGUACCAUCCUUGCUCGAGAGAAGCUAUGGCCUAAUAGCCGAACACAGCAAAUGGUAAACAGCGAAAACUCCGGCGUGUCAAAUUAUUACCUCCCAGUCUAUGACAGCGAAUGCAGCAACGAAGGUUGCGCCCCCGAGCUACUACUUUGGUUCUUCGACAGCAAGGGAGGAUACAAGUAUCAGCAGAAGAACGCGUCGGGAAGUCACGUUGGAAAUCCCGACUGGGUCGAUUUUAGCGUCGUAGACUGGUUCCUAAAGACGAAUAAUGAACUUGUCAGCAAAUUCAACAAGGCCAUUCCCUCGCUAGCGUUCGUUCAUAUCCCGACAUAUGCCUCGUCCAUCCUUCAGCAACAAGGCGUCGAUCCCCACGCCGAGCCUGGGAUAAACGAUGACAACCCAUUAGCUCCUCAGGCCCAGGGCUGGUGUUCCGAUGGACGGAAUGACGGCACUUGCACGUAUGGGGGACAGGACAUUCCAUUUAUGCAGGCCAUCUCCACAGUUCCGGGGCUUAUCGCCGUCUUCUCCGGGCAUGAUCACGGAGACUCGUGGUGUGACAAGUGGGAUAGACAACUUCCAGGUAUGACAGUAGCGCCCCAAAACGACGUUAUACUCUGUUUCAGCCAGCAUUCGGGAUAUGGAGGUUACGGAAAUUGGGAACGAGGAUCUCGCCAGCUGCUUGUAUCGAAAGCAAAAUUGCAGGAGGGAGCGGUUGAUACCUGGAUCCGUCUUGAGUCCGGAAAUGUCGCGGGCAGUGUUACCUUGAACAGCACGUUUGGACGGGAUCAGUAUCCGGCAACGAAUAAUACGAAGACCUACUGUCCUACUUGCGACUAUAGUUCGACGUAAAAGGAGAAGUAUGAAGAUUAUGUACAUGUAUCAUUAACUACGGCAGCACUGGAUAUAACAAGAUAAUUACUGGAUAUAAAAAUUAAUUAAUUAUAAUCAUCUGAAACAAAA